AUGGAGGAACUCAGUCAAGACUCGCAGAUAACACAAGUAUCCGAAAGUCAGGAUCUUUUCCAAGGCUAUGGUGCACAGAACGAUGAUUUAGGGAGAGGACAACAGAAUGACUUAAAAGAAAUAUUGAAGGAAUUAAAGUCUCUACGAUCAGAAGUUGCAGAACUUAAAGAGAUGUUAUCGAGUACUGUCCAACAGAGACCAUUCCAUAUGGCAUCAUGUUCAUUCAAAGAGAAGUUGCAUCUAUUUCUGAGACAUUUGUUUACAAAAAACAUGUGGCUUGAUCUCCAGAAUGAAGAAUACCAGUCUGAAGUGAAGAAAUGCUUACAGAGGGAUGGCAGAUCCUCGGAUAUUGAUGCAUUGAAAAAAGUCAACUCGUUUUCUAUGCUGAAAUUCACAGAAUUCAGAAACCAAUUCAGAAGGAGUCUUGUGCAGAAGAGAAAAGUGGACCUUAGAAGUUUGAAAUUGGCAGAGUUCUGUAGAGUAGUUUUCAGUCCAUUCUGCAGAUCAGGGGAGGACAUUUGCUCCACUGAGAGACGCCGAAAUGCCCUGCUGUUUAGAACUUUCUUGUAUAGACAAAAAAUAUUUGUCUAUACAAACCAGAAUCAGACCCAGAACCAGACCCAGCAAGAAAGCCAUUUCUGGAAUGAUUUCAAAACAUACAUUCAAGAGCAUCGCAGCCAAACUGAGGAUAAAUGGUUAAAGAUGGAGGAGCUUGAUGGAAGAAGAAGAAACAAGUUCCUCAACAGUCAAGAUGCUGCCAACUCUACACUCAUUAGUUAAUGACAGAUGAAAAAAUGUAGCAAAAAUGUAGAAUAAUAAAUAAGACUUGAUAACAA
This is a messenger RNA of Saccostrea echinata, 836 nucleotides long. RefSeq lists its product as uncharacterized. Lineage: Eukaryota; Metazoa; Mollusca; Bivalvia; Ostreida; Ostreidae. Bases 1 to 780 code for a protein of 259 amino acids. The record is from RefSeq and is a predicted model, not a curated record. The transcript has 8 exons.